AUGGUUUCACUCGCGAACGGCCCAUUUCAAUGCCUCACCCUCUCACUGCUCAUAUUGCCACCUAUCCUCCUUACGACCUACUUCUUGGCUGCGUUUCCAAGUCCCCCAGAACCAUUGGUCAUAUACCCGUCGCUGGAAUCGCUGCCAAAGGCCCAUUCGUCAUGGGAGAUAUACCCAGAGGACUUUUAUCAAGGUGGCGCUUAUGCCCGCUUUCCCUACGGCAAGGUUAGAUACUGGUUGAUCGGUCCAGAGGAUGGCAAGAAGGUUGUAUUGAUUCACGGCUUAUCUAUUCCGGCCAUGGUAUGGAAGGACGUGGCACCAGCGCUCGCAUCAAGGGGUUAUCGCGUUCUUCUAUAUGAUCUCUACGGCCGCGGGUACUCCGACGCGCCUUCAACGACCUAUUCGACGGCACUCUACACUGCGCAGCUCGCCCUUCUGAUGCAGCACAUAAAGUGGGACAAGGCACAUGUAGUCGGCGUGUCGAUGGGCGGCGCCAUCGCUGCUGCGUUCACAUCCCAGUUCCCCCAUCUUGUGGAAGACCGCGUCGUGCUAAUCGCUUGUGCGGGCAUGAUGGAUUCCUCCGAUCUCCCAAGGACGGCGAAAUUCAUGUCUAGUCCCCUCGUCCAAACACUCACGGGAAGCAGCCUUGUGCGCUCGUACCUUCAGCACUUGAUCAGCUCGAAGGGAAAUACUUCUCUCAUGGUCUCCGCACAUGUCGCAACAGAAGCGGACAACCCGGAGCAGCACCCUCUCACUGGCGGAGGCGAGGCCGAGGCGACCGACCCAGCCAAAGUCUUCACAACGAAGGAAGCUGGAGACGGAAGGAUACAAGAGAUCGUCCGUAUUCAAUCCGCACAUCUCCCAGGAUACAAUGCUGCAGUGGCAUCGUCUCUGCGCGAUGGCCCAAUACGCGGUCUAACGUCCGCAUUCGCUGAUGGCGAUGCGUGGAACAACAAGCGCGUGGUCGUCAUCCACGGGACGAAAGACAACACGGUCCCGUACAAAUAUGCCGCGAGGAUCAAAGAAACAAUCGAACGUGCUGUUGGGGAGAGAAAUGCUGGCGCCGUGAACGUGACGGUCGUGACAGUCGAGGGGGGCAAACACGAUCUCACAGUAAGUCAUCCGAAACUGGUGGUUGAUGAAAUCUCGGAGCUGUUCUCGUGA
Pleurotus ostreatus (oyster mushroom) is the source of this 1164-nucleotide messenger RNA. RefSeq lists its product as uncharacterized. The record is from RefSeq and is a predicted model, not a curated record. The coding region runs from base 1 to 1164 and encodes 387 amino acids. Lineage: Eukaryota; Fungi; Basidiomycota; Agaricomycetes; Agaricales; Pleurotaceae. The transcript is spliced from 7 exons.